Messenger RNA from Trypanosoma grayi, 603 nucleotides. Its product is annotated as adenylate kinase. NCBI's taxonomy places the organism in Eukaryota, Euglenozoa, Kinetoplastea, Trypanosomatida, Trypanosomatidae. Gene Ontology annotation, molecular function: ATP binding; UMP kinase activity. Gene Ontology annotation, cellular component: cytoplasm; nucleus. Gene Ontology annotation, biological process: UDP biosynthetic process; CDP biosynthetic process. The coding region runs from base 1 to 603 and encodes 200 amino acids. The transcript has a single exon. The record is from RefSeq and is a predicted model, not a curated record.
AUGAGCAUCCAAGAAAAGCCAACGGUAUUCUUUGUUCUUGGCGGCCCCGGAUCCGGAAAAGGCACGGCCUGCGCUGCCCUCGUGAAGGAGUUUGGCUACACGCACUUCAGCGCCGGUGACCUCCUCCGCGAGGCGAGCAAAAGCGGGACGAGCGAGGUGGCGAAGAAGAUUGCGGUCAUACUCAAGGCAGGCAGCAUCGUGCCGUCUGAAAUCACAGUGGAGCUGCUGGCGCAUGCCAUUGCAGAAAAUCUGAACCCGCAGGGUUACAUCAUCGACGGGUUCCCGCGCAAGAUGGACCAGGCGCUCAUGUUCGAGGAGGGUAUCGCCCCCGCCAAAGGCAUCUUCUACUUUGACUGCACAGAGGCGACGAUGGAGGCACGCGUGAUGCACCGCGCAACGGAGGGAGCGGGACGGGAAGACGACAACCCUGACGUUCUCCGGCGCCGCUUCCGCACUAACGUUGAACAGUGCAUGCCAGUAGUGGAGCGCUACAGGAGCGAGGGCCGUCUCCACACAAUUGACGCCAAUCGUACUCGUGAGGAAGUCUGCGCUGACGUAAAGCGAGUGAUGAUUGAGCUCGGGGAAGUGCCCCUAUGUGCGUGA